Messenger RNA from Dovyalis caffra, 846 nucleotides. The record is from the annotation of a GenBank genome assembly. Lineage: Eukaryota; Viridiplantae; Streptophyta; Magnoliopsida; Malpighiales; Salicaceae.
AUGGAGGAUGAAAGCAAGAACCUGAUGAUCAAUAAUCCCUUUUUUCUACUCUUAUCUUCAGUAAGCUAUUCUUAUUUCUUGGCCACAUACAUACCAAAAGGCCUAGCCAGGGUCAUAUUUCUCCUCCCCACAUUUUACCUAUUGUCCAUCUUUCCUUGGUAUUUCUCAUCAAGUGUUCUUAGAGGGGUUUUAUCUUUCUUUGUAACAUGGAUAACUUCUUUCAAGCUUCUCCUUUUUGGCUUCAACAAAGGGCCUCUCUUUGCUUGCAAAAACUACUUGGAUUUUGUCGCAAUUGCCAUCUUUCCUCUCAAGAUCAAGGAAAAUGAACCACCUUUAAAUCUUUCACAAAGUUUUAAAACCCUAUCAUCAAUCAUGGGAAGGUAUGAGCUAGUGAGAAUAUUCAACAAGCCAUAUUUAGCCACAUCUUUACAAGACUUUUGGGGUAGAAGGUGGAACCGGUUGUCUUCAAAUAUUUUGAGGCAAACAAUAUAUGAACCGACCCAAAAUGCUUUGGUGGGUGUCGUUGGAGCUGGCAAAGCUAGGGUAUUGGCCUUGAUUACUACCCUUGUGAUUUCAGGCAUCAUGCACGAACUUAUGUUCUACUACAUCUCUUGUGGGAUGAGACCUACAUGGGAGGUCACUUGGUUCUUUGUGCUGCAAGGAAUUUCCAUGGUUUUCGAGGGUGCCUUGAAGUAUUUGGCUCGGGUUAAGGGUUGGACACCGGUUCACCCGGCUGUUUCGAAUGUUUUGACACUUGGGUUUGUGUCGCUCACUUUUUAUUGGUUUUUUGUUCCGCCCGUUUGGAGGAGUGGACGAAACGAAUGUGGCUUCAGGCCAAGAGUUUGA